Molecule: messenger RNA, 5955 nt
Organism: Pseudophryne corroboree (corroboree frog)
Lineage: Eukaryota; Metazoa; Chordata; Amphibia; Anura; Myobatrachidae
Gene: SCAF11
Product: SR-related CTD associated factor 11
Exons: 15
Coding region: 391-5346 (1651 amino acids)
Biological process (GO): spliceosomal complex assembly
Molecular function (GO): RNA binding
Source: RefSeq, a predicted model, not a curated record
CUCUGGAAGGUGACGCUCUCUGUCCCCCUCCUCUUCUCCCAGGAGUGACGUGCCGAGUCUGCUUGUCAAUCACCGCACGUCCACCCGACUAGGGUAGCUGAUUGGUUCUCCCAAGUAAACUGUCCCCUAAUUGGUAACCAAGAUGGCGGGGGCUGUGUUUGUGCUGUGAGCUAGGCCGUAGAGCGCCGCCGUGCGGUUCUGUCUUGCUGCGCUUCCUCCGCUGCCUCAGGUCGGGCAUGUGGCCUAUGUGAGCUGCGGCCGAGCCUGAGCCUUCCUUCGUGAUAAAUGCGGCCUGUGUCCGCCGCGCACUGACACCCAGGAGGCAGCAGCGGCCCUGAUCCCACGCAGCCGGCGGCCGGGGACUGUCUGACACAGCGGUUUAAGGGAAAGAUGAGGAACAAACAUUUAUGUUCGACUGGUGCUGGAGAUCAGCAACAUGAAGAGAAAGAUGGUGAAGAUAAUGAAAAUAGCAGGUGUGCCAGUGCUGUAGCAUUAAAUGCAUCGGAGCGGUGUCCUAUAUGUCUUAACACUCUCACUUUGGAAGUUGGCUUUCCAGAAGAUUGUGGUCAUGCUUUUUGUGUUUCCUGCAUUCUGAAGUGGUCUGAAACAUCUAAUUCUUGUCCCGUUGACCGCAAACCAUUUCAAGCUGUGUAUAAAAUAGACAACAUUGGAGGAUGCACAAAGAUCCGUGUAAUGGAAAGAAGACCAAGGGAGAGCUUGUAUUGCAGUUGCUAUCAAUGUUUACCAUGCUGCACGAAGUGCAAGAAACAUUUCAGAAUGGUUGUAAACACUGAAUCUACAAGUGAAAGCAUUAAUAUGCUCAAGCAAAAUAGGUGCAUAAACAAUGAAGAAAAAACUGAAUUGGAGCUGAAGAAUCUAAGCUGGCAGGACCUCUCUUAUACUAGCGAUCUCUUGGCUUCAUGUUCUUUUGAACUCUCUGAGAUGACACAAGAUUUUAAUAAUAGCGCAGAAGAAGAAAGUGAAAUGUGCUUGAUACGACGGAAGAGGGAAGGAAUAAAACAUCUGAGUUUUUCAUCCGGCGUUGGAAUGAUUGGAUGCAAUUCUCUCUCUCCUGAAAUACUCAUCCAUCCACCACCUUCGUUGGAUGAAUAUAUUUUUACCAGAAGUCCCUUAUCUAUUAUGAACAAAGGUUUCUCAAAAAGAACCUGUGUUCACUCUUGUGCCCAAGAUGGCACUGAGAAAAAGCAAACCGCGUCUGGUGCAUCAAAUAGCAGAGGAACAAGAAAAAAACCUGUACAGUCUAGUCCUAGACGGAGAUCCGCACGAAAUAGCAAGUCAGACGUAAGCCAGCUUCAGAGCUCGCCAAAAUCCAGCAGCUCUGAUCAUGAUACUCUUGGCUGUAAUACCGCUUCCAAAAAAGCUUCUGAACAUACAGGUAAAAAACCUUCCAAACAAAGAAAAAGAGCACCUAAAAAAGCAUCUCAAGUUAGGAAGCGGCUUCGAUCAGCAACACACAUGCAAGAAGAAUCUAAUGAUAGUAAGGAGAAUUCUGAAAGUGAAUUGGAGCAAGAGGAGAAAAAGUGUAAAAUGCCUGAAGAGGAAAUGUCAGGAACAGAACAAUAUGAAUCAAAUGUACUUCCCACAAACAGCACAGAGAGAGGUUUCCGGGAUGUAGAUGAUCAUUCUCUUGAUAUCUUGCCUCUGGAACAGUCUGAUCAACCGUUACCUGUUUCAUCACCUAUGCAAAAUAUUCAGUCUGUUGGUAAGAAUCAGCUUGACAAAGAGAAUAUACCCUCCUCCCCAGUCUUUAAAAAUGGACAGACUGAUUUGGGAGAAAGUGAGCCUGCUUCCUUGGCACCUAUAAUGCAGUUGGGAUCGGAAGAACAUUCUUUGGAAACUGGUAAUCUGCAUGUUUCUGAAGAUGAUUCUUCAUCUUCUCACGUUUCCGAGAAGCUCAUAGACUCUGAUAACAAAGACUUCUCACCAUUCUCCUCUGUUAGGGUACAGCAGGAAUCUGUUUGUUCACCUGCUUCUGAAACAGAGUGCAAGUCUAAACACUCUGUUGCUUCAGCAUCCCCUGAAGAUAUUAAAGAUACUAAUGAAGAAGACUGUUCAGAUAUCGGGCAAGUCCAUUCUGACUACAGGGAGUCGAGCAAUUUCUCUCAACUGAAAAAUGGACAUCGCUUUUCUUUUUCACCUGCAAUAGAAGAAGCUGAGGAAUCUAUAGCUUCUCUCACUGAGUCAUACAAGCCAUGUGGCUUGAACCUUUCCUCACCUUGCUAUGAUACUAAACAAGAACAUCAGUCUGAAGCACAAACCACUAUAGAAAUGCAAAAUAUUGAACAACCUGUGUUGGAUGGAUCUUUAAAACCGGAUUAUAGACCUGAUGAACAGUCUAACUGCUUGGAAGUGAACUCUCAGUCAACCAAACAGAAAGAAUGUAUUGAAGGAGGAGAUACUAAGACAUGCAUACCUUGUGAAUCUGACCAUAAAUAUUGCCCUGACAUUUCUGUAAAUAGAACAGAGCUUCCAGAACAGUGUCUGGCUUUACCUAAAAGUUCUGUAUAUAAGGAAUCUUGUGAAACAGAUGAAACACAAGCUCACAGACUUUGCAGUGACGACAUACAAAGUUCUUUUUUAGAAAAUAAGAUGCUUAAAAGCUUACCCGAGUCAUCUAUUGCUGUGGUUGAUAGCAACAUGCUGAUUACGGAUGGUAAUGGAAAAAUUCCUGAUGUAAAUAAUGAACCUCAAAAGGCUUCUUGUGAUAACAUUGAAUCUGUAGCUAUGGAUUGUGAUUCUGUAUGUAGUGAUCAUAGUGAAUUAGAAAUCGAGCAGUCUGUAGAAAAUAUUGUAGCUAACAAAGCUGAGAGAGAUUCUUUGGUUUCUGAAAGUUGGGAGGAAAUACAGUCCCCCCAAAAAGAACCAGUGUCGGUUGGUAGCGAUACACCUCAAAAAGAACUAGUGUCUGUUGGUAGUGAUGCACCAAACAAAGAACCAGUGUCUGUUGGUAGCGAUGCACCAAACAAAGAACCAGUGUCUGUUGGUAGCGAUGCACCAAACAAAGAACCAGUGUCUGUUGGUAGCGAUGCACCAAACAAAAAACCAGUGUCUGUUGGUAGCGAUGCACCAAACAAAGAACCAGUGUCUGUUGGUAGCGAUGCACCAAACAAAGAACCAGUGUCUGUUGGUAGCGAUGCACCAAACAAAGAACCAGUGUCUGUUGGUAGCGAUGCACCAAACAAAGAACCAGUGUCUGUUGAUAAGGAUGCACCAAACAAAGAACCAGUGUCUGUUGGUAAGGAUGCACCUCAAAAAGAACCAGUGUCUGGUGGUAGCGAUACGCCUCAAAAAGAACCAGUGUCUGGUGGUAGCGAUACGCCUCAAAAAGAACCAGUGUCUGGUGGUAGCGAUACACCUCAAAAAGAACCAGUGUCUGUUGGUAGCGAUAUACCUCAAAAAGAACCAGUGUCUGGUGGUAGCGAUACACCUAAAAAGGAAUCUCGAGCAAGAAAAUCUAGAUUUCAUUCCCCAUCAAUAACAUGGUCUCCUACAAAAAGUGAUGUUAAAGAAAGGCAAAGAUCCCGUUCGCGAUCUAAAGUUAGAGACUCUCCCAUUAAACGUAAAUCUAGAUCACGUGACAGAGAUGGAGAUCAUAAUCAUACUGCACAAUGGAAAGGGAGAAGCAGAGACCACCACCAUAGGAGACAGUCUAGAUCUAGAAGUCGUUCUCGUUCAAGGUCUGGCUCACGUGGCAGAAAUCGAAGUAACACAGCGGAAAGGAGUGAGAAGGACUGUAGUUCACCUCCUUGGAAAGAGAGGCGAUCAAACGACAAUUGGAAGAGUCCUAGGGGAAGUGAAAGAUACAGAAGAAAUGAACCUGAAAAGCCGAACGAACAUUUCAGAAAUGACAAAUACGAUACAAGGGAUACAGUUGAGCAAUAUACAGAGACUAAAAAUGAUUACCCUGAUUGGGUGGUGGAAAAAAUGAGAUCUGUGGACAGCAGGGGAAGGGGGGAUGUCUGGAUGGGGGUUGAUAGUAGAGGAAGGGGAGAGAGAGGGUGGGGAGACACCAGAGCCAGAGGAGAUGGUAGAGCUAGAGGAGAACGUAGAGGUGAUUUUAGGGGAAGGGGCGACAGGGGAAGAGGGAAUAGAGGAAGAGGUUCUCCUAGAAGCUCUCCUUGGGAAGAUAACAACCAGUAUAGUUCAGGGGAUUCAUGGAAUAGAAAUGUUAACAUGGAUUGGAAGUCCCCUAGAGGUCGUGGUGGUCGUGGCCGAGGUGGUUUCAGAGGUGGCUUUAAUUAUGGGGACCAGAAUGAAAAUAAUUGGAACAAUAGACAGUCCUACUCAGGAAAUUCUAACACUUCAGGGCAAGAGUCUUCGAGGUUCCCAGAACAUAAAAAUUAUAAACUGAAAUAUGAGGAUUCGUUUGAGCCACCACCUGAUCGAUCCGGAUGGUCAUCUGCAUCAAGUUGGGCUGUUAGAAAAACACUGCCUGCUGAUGUGCAAAAUUACUACUCAAAAAGGGGGCGGAACUCCACAGGAGCCCAAUCGGUAUGGCCGAAGCAGGAAGAGUCCCAAGAGCAAGAUCAAGCUCUCAAAGACCAACCAAGUCAACAAAAUGAAAGCACUCCAAUCCCUGUAAAUAUAGUGCAACCUCCAAUGAAUGUAGUGCAGCCUCCAAUGAAUGCACCACCACCGCCUCAACCAAUGAAUAUUUUCCCUUAUCCAGUGGGCGUCCAUCCUCCCAUAGUGAACAUUCAACACAAUCCAUACAACCUUCACCCGCAACUUCCCAUCCAUCUCCACCCAGCACUACCUCUUGUUCAGGUAUCUGCUCCAUCUAGUGUGCCUCAGGGAUUACCCCCACCCCCACCACCGCCUCCACCAUCCCAGCAAGUCAGUUACAUUGCAUCACAACAAGAUGGAAAACCAGUGCAGGGUAAUCCCAGUGCUUCUCAUGUAAGUAAUAAUUUGAGUGCACCACUCUUGCCUGCUCCAACAGCAGCCCAAGGAAUAGUUGGGACGGUUCUGGGACCAAGUUCUGGUAGUGUGGCAACAUCAAGUCACAGCAAAAACGCACAUGUUUCUGUAAAAUCUGCUGCUGCAAAGGAAAGUAUAACAGUGGAAGCCAGUGCGGAUAGCUCCAAGAAGGAAAAGAAAAUGCAAAUUAAAGAGAGAGCAGCACAUGAAGUGAAAGUGGCUAUAAAACAAUACUAUCAAAAUAAAGACAUCACAAAGGAAGAAUAUAAGGAGAUAGUAAAGAAAGCUGUUGACAAGGUCUGUCACAGUAAAAGUGGGGAAGUUGAUUCAGCUAAAGUGGCAAAUCUUGUGAAAGCAUAUGUGGACAAAUACAAACACUCUCGCAAAAAGGAGGAUAAACUGUGAGCUGCAGAUCAUCACUGGAAUUCCAACAAUAGAUUUAAGACUGCUACAGUCAUUGUCAAAGUGCAAUUUCAGUGUGUCAACAUAAUUAUUCACAACUGUGAUUAAAAUCGGGUUUUGAUAAAAUUAUUUUUCAAUGUAGAAAAGUUUGGUUUAAGUCCCCCUUUCCCAACUUGUUUUCCUUCCCAGAACAGACUUAAAUGGAUUUUUGUUUUUACUAGAAUGAACGUAUGGUUAAUGAUGUACAGAGUUUUGACUUACUGAUGUGUGUAAUAUUAGAGAUGUUAAUCUCAAUGCUUGGCUAUUGGCCAGUUACUGUGUGUACAGUACAUGUAAUCUGUUUAAAAUUCUGAUCAUGAGAAUCUUUGAUUGUGUUUUUCCCCUAAUCAUAGUAAGAUGUUUUUUCUUGGCUCCUUUCUAGUCUAACUGGACACGCUGGUCUUUAAGUGUACCCAUUGUAUGAAAGUGUGUGUACCUUGAUAUAGAUCUGUUUAGAAAAUAAACUUUCUGAAUAACAAUAUGCUACUGCAAAAUUUUGUGUCCAACAAACAUAUAUAUUUUUUUAAGAUGGACACCAAGUAUGGAAACACCAAAUAAAUAUUAUGCUGCUUG